ACACCAAGAAAGUUAUCCAAUACCUAGCACAUAUAGCAGCCAGCAAGGGUGGCAAAGGUACAGCCACAAUCCACAGUAUACAACAGAGUAUGCAUAGCCUUUCCCGGAACAUUGUAGGUGAACUGGAAGCUCAGCUGCUCCAAGCCAACCCGAUCCUUGAAUCUUUCGGAAAUGCCAAGACCGUCAAGAACGACAACUCUUCACGUUUUGGUAAAUUCAUCCGCAUCAACUUUGACACAUCUGGGUUCAUCGCAGGAGCCUACAUUGACAGUUACCUUCUGGAAAAGGCUCGUGUCAUCCGUCAGGCCGGCACCGAGAGGACAUUUCACAUCUUCUACCAGUUGUGUCUGGGAACCAACGCUCAGGACAAGGAGAAAUACGUGCUGCGUAGCAUCGAUACCUACAACUACCUUAGCAAUGGAAACGUGCCUGUCACUGGGGUGGAUGAUGUCAAGGAGUUUCAAGAAACCAUCAGUGCUAUGCAAAUCAUGAACAUCAGCGAUGAAGAGAUCACAUGUUGUCUCAAGGUGGUCUCUGCAGUCCUGUGGUUUGGGAACAUGGAGUUCAAGCAAGAGAGGAACUCAGAUCAGGCUAUUCUUCCCAACAAUGAGAUUGCCCAGAGGAUAAGUCAUCUCCUUGGAAUCAGUGUGACAGACUUCACCAAGGCUAUUCUCAAACCUCGCAUCAAGGUCGGCAGAGACUAUGUCAACAAGGCACAAACCAAGAACCAGGUUGAGUUUGCAUGUGAAGCUCUGUCCAAGGCACUCUAUGAGAAGCUCUUCCAAUGGGUGGUCUACAGGAUCAACAAGUCCCUGGACAGGAGCAGACGUACUGCAGCAUCCUUUAUCGGUAUCCUCGACAUUGCUGGCUUUGAGAUCUUCCAGAUGAACUCCUUUGAGCAGCUUUGCAUCAAUUACACCAAUGAGAAACUCCAACAGCUGUUCAACCACACCAUGUUCGUCUUGGAACAGGAGGAGUACCGCCUGGAGGGCAUCGACUGGAAGUUCAUCGAUUUUGGACUCGAUCUACAGCCUUGCAUUGACCUCAUCGAGAAGCCCAUGGGUAUCUUGGCUCUUCUUGAUGAAGAAUGCUGGUUCCCGAAGGCCACUGAUAAAACCUACGUAGAGAAGCUGCACAAAGAGAUGACCAAACACCCCAACUACAUGAAACCAGACUUCAGAGACAGUGCCGACUUCUGCGUUAUACAUUAUGCUGGCAGGGUGGCCUACUCAGCUACUCAGUGGUUGACUAAGAAUAUGGACCCUCUCAAUGACAAUGUCAUCGCCCUGAUGAGGAACUCUUCAGAGCCUUUCAUCACUUCACUCUGGAAGGAUGCCAACAUCGUUGGUAUGAGCAACCUGGAAGGAAGCAACACUCGCUUUGGUAGCUCCCAGACCCGUCGGGGUAUGUUCCGUACCGUGGGCCAGCUUUACAAGGAGCAGCUGUCUGAUCUGAUGACAACCCUCAAUUCCACCAACCCCAACUUCGUCCGUUGCAUCAUCCCCAAUCACGAGAAGAAGGCUGGCAAGAUUGACUCCCAUCUAGUACUGGAACAGCUGAGAUGUAAUGGUGUACUGGAAGGUAUCCGUAUCUGUCGUCAGGGCUUCCCAAAUCGUAUCCUCUUCCAAGAGUUCAGAUCCCGAUAUGAGUUGCUGACACCAGACGUCAUUCCAAAGGGCUUCAUGGAUGGAAGAAAGGCCGCCCAAGCCAUGAUCAGCGCUUUGGAGCUGGACCCCAACCUGUUCCGUCUGGGGCAGAGCAAGAUCUUCUUCCGCGCCGGUGUGUUGGCCCACCUUGAGGAGGAACGUGAUCUGAAAUUGACCGACAUCAUCAUCCGCUUCCAAGCUCACUGCCGUGGUGCCAUUGCUAGAAAGAACUACCAGAAACGUAUCCAGCAGUUGAGUGCCAUCCGCAUCAUCCAACGUAACUGUCUGGCCUACCUCAAACUCCGUAACUGGCAGUGGUGGCGUCUUUUCACCAAGGUCAAGCCGCUCCUGAACGUUACUCGUCAAGACGAGGAGAUGCAGCAGCGAGAGGAUGAACUGCGUAAGGUCAGGGACAAGCUGGAGAACACAGAGAAGGACUACACUGACAUGGAGCGUAAACUCCAACAGGUACUUGACGAGAAGAGCCUCCUAGCAGAACAGUUGCAGGCCGAGUCAGAACUGAGCCAGGAAGCUGAGGAGAUGAGGGUGAAGUUGGCUGCCAAGAAACAGGAGCUUGAAGAGAUACUUCAUGACCUUGAGGCUCGUAUUGAGGAAGAAGAAGAGAAGAAUCUAGGUCUCGGUGCAGAGCAGAAGAGACUUCAACAGAAUAUCAAUGACCUUGAAGAACAGCUUGAAGAGGAAGAAGCUUCCAGGCAGAAGAUACAACUAGAAAAGGUCCAAGCUGAUGCCAGAAUCAAGAAAGUAGAGGAAGAUUUAGCCAUCCUAGAUGAUUCUCAUGCUAAGUUGUUGAAAGACAAGAAGAUCGUUGAUGAGAAGCUCUCGGAGGUGUCUGCCACGUUGACCGAGGAGGAAGAGAAGAGCAAGGGUCUGAUGAAACUCAAGGCUCGCCAUGAAUCAAGCAUCGGAGAACUUGAAGACAAGAUUCGCAAAGAUGAGAAGCUACGUAAUGAUUUGGAGCGUCACAAGCGCAAGCUUGAAACUGAGACAGAAGAUCUAAGGGAGCAGCUUAAUGAGCUUCGUCAAGAGAUCGUAGAACUGAGGGCGCUACUUGCAAGGAAAGAAGAAGAGCUCAAUGCUGCCCUGGCUCGCAUCGAUGAUGAGGUGACCCAGAAGAACCAGCUUCAGAAGCAGGAGCGUGAGCUCCGUAAUCAGUUGACCGAGCUCCAGGAGGAUCUAGACGCUGAGAAGGAUGCUCGCUCCAGGGCUGAAAAGAACAAGAGGGAUCUCAAUGAGGAACUGGAGGCGAUCAAAUCCGAGCUGAUGGAUUCUAUCGACAACACCGCAGCUGCCCAGGACCUGAGGAACCGCAGAGAAAACGAGCUUCAGGACAUAAAGAAGCAGCUAGAGGAGGGCAGCAGAUCACACGAGCAGACCAUACAAGAUCUCCGUCACAAGCACAACAGUGCCAUCGAACAGCUCAAUGACCAAUUGGAUAACGUUAAGAAGUCCAAAUCAUCUUUGGAGAAGAACAAGGCCAGUUUGGAGAGCAACAACUCUGAACUGAACAACGAUCUCAAGCAAGCCACCCAAGCCAAGCAAGAAUCGGAAAGGAAGAGAAAGACCCUGGAAGCACAACUAGCUGAACUGAACGUCAGGCUACAGGAAACCGAGAGAGCAAAGACAGAUUCACAGGAGAAGGCCUCUAAACUUCAAAAUGAAGUAGAGAGCCUGAAUACCGUCCUGGAGGAAACAGAGAGCAAGGCUUCAAAGGCCACAUCAUCAUCCAACUCCUUGAUGGGUCAGCUGACAGAGAUGCAGGAGAGCCUUAACGAGGAGACCAGGCAGAAGCUAGAGUUCAAUUCCAAACUGAGAGCUAUGGAGGCUGAGAAAGAGCAAAUACAGGAGCAAUUAGAGGAAGAGGAACAGGCCAGGAGCAAUGCUUUGAGACAGAUCUCAACCCUGCAGAUGCAGGUAUCUGAUCUGAAGAAGAAGGUUGAGGACGAUUCCAACUCUCUGGACCAAGCAGAAGAAUACCGCAAGAAGAUGUCCAAGGAACUGGAGGCCAUGAACAACACCAACGAGGAACUCAAGCUGGCUUCGGACAAACUGGAGAAGACUAAGAAGAGGCUACAGGCUGAGCUUGAUGACGUGACUCUGAACAUGGAGAGGGAGAAGGCCAGCGUCACGGCUCUGGAGAAGAAGCAGAGGAAGUUUGACAGCAUGCUCAAUGAUGAGAAAGCCGAGAAGGAACGCAUCAUUCAGGAACUUGACGAGAGAUCAAAGGAAUGUCGUGACAAAGAAACCAAGCUGAUGAAUCUUAACCGAGAGUUUGAGGAACUCCAAGAAAGCUUACAGGAGAGUGAGAGAGUACGCAAGACACAGAGUGCUGAGCUGGAUGAACUCGUCUCAUCAAAGGACGAUGUCGGCAAGAAUGUUCAUGAGCUUGAAAAGGCCAAGAAGUCUUUGGAGACCCAGAUUGAAGAGAUGCGUACUCAGAUGGAAGAACUGGAAGAUGAGCUCCAAGCCACUGAGGAUGCCAAGCUACGUCUAGAGGUCAAUCUCCAGGCUGCGAAGGCUAACUUUGAAAGAGAUUCAUCAUCAAAGGAGGAACAGUCUGAGGAGAAGAGGCGUGCUCUCGUCAGACAGCUUCGUGAGAUGGAGGCUGACCUUGAGGAAGAGAGGAAACAACGAGGAAGCGCUGUUAACCAGAGGAAGAAACUUGAGAUGGAUCUCAAAGAUCUAGAGAGUCAUGUGGACGCUGCCAACAAGACCAAAGAAGAUAGUGUGAGACAACUACGCAAACUUCAGGCUCAACUGAAAGAAUACCAAGCAGAUAUGGAGGAUGCCCGCCAUGCUAGAGACGAGAUCUUCCAGUCUGCAAAGGAAAAUGAGCGUAAGCUUAAAGCUAUGGAGACUGAACUCAUGACACUACAAGAGGAAUUGGCGAUGGCUGAGCGUGCCCGUAAGCACGCCGAGAUGGAGCGGGAUGAGCUCCACGAAGAGAUCAACAGCAACACGUCCAAGGGGUCUGCAGCUAUGGACGAGAAGAGGAGGUUAGAACAGAAGCUCUCCCAGUUGGAAGAAGAGCUGGAGGAUGAACAGACUAUGGUGGAGAGUCUGAUGGAUAAAGAGAGGAAAAUCACUGGACAGAUGGAGCAAAUGCAGGCCGAGCUGGCAUCAGAGAGGUCUUCCAAUCAACGCAAUGAGAAUGCUAAGAAUAUUCUCGAAAGACAGAACAAGGAUUUGAAAGCUAAGAUGGCUGAGAUGGAAAGUGCUAGUAGAUCUAAAUCCAAGGCUACCAUCCAACAGCUUGAGAGCAAGAUAGCACAGCUUGAAGACUCUCUUGAUAUUGAGGCUAAGGAACGCAACACAGCAGCUAAGAUGGCUAAGAGAGCCGAUAGGAAAGCCAAAGAGAUGGCCAUGGCUAUUGAAGAUGAACGCCGCCAUGCUGAGCAGUACAAAGAACAGUUGGACAAGAGCAAUUCCCGGUUAAAAACCUUGAAGCGCCAGCUGGAUGAAACUGAAGAGGAAGUCACCAGGCUUAAUGCCGCCAAGCGCAGGAUCCAGCGUGAAUUGGACGAGCAGACGGAGGCCAACGAAGCCCUACAGAGGGAGACUCAGCAGUAUAGGAACAGAUUACGAGGAGGGUCCUCGCGACUCGUAGGCAGAUCCAACAGAUCACACAGGAGCGCCGCAGCGGAUAGUGACGAUAGGAUUGAUGGCACUGGAUCGGAUGAAGUCCAAGAGUAGCAACUUUCCUUUACAUCUACCCAAAAAUCAUUUCCAAAGCUCUAAACCAAUAUUCUAUUUGUGCUUUGUAACUAAAGCCUUUGUUUCUAAGAUAUUACGGUAUAAUUGAAUACUCAUUUCUGGGUUUAUCGGGUGAUUUGUCUUUGGUCAAUGAAUCUAAUUUUUUUAUAUCACUUAUUUGAAUGGUCAGUGGGAACGAGAAUAUUUUCCCUGGACAGGUUCUUGUACAUGUAUAAACAAUAUGUAUAUUAUAAUUUUUUUUACAUGUUUGUGGUGUAUGCGUUAUAUCCUUAUUGCUGUAGAAAUUUACCAAAGUGAUUUAUCUAAUGGGAUUCAAAAUCACGAAAGAAUUAAUGUAUUAUAAUGAUUUGGGAUUGGGUGAUUUUCCAUGUGUCCUGUUAGGGAAUUUUCAUUGAUUUGAUUCACCUAAAAAAAAAUUAAUAAUUGCAUUUGAUUAGAGAAGCUCUUUGUUAACUGAGCCACAUUUUUUUCUGUUUUUUUUUUCUACAUUUGUUAACCUCUGUUGUAUUUAUGUCACAACAGGUCAAACCUUUUUUCUACAAAUUGUAGCCAACUUUGAAUCUAGAUUUACUAUGGAAAUGAUUUGUCUGAGAUUCUGUCUUGGAAUAAUUUCCUCUGCUCUUUAUUGAAAAACAAGUAAAAGGAUACCAAAUCAUUUUACCCGACUCCUAUUUGGUCUAAUGUAAGAAUUUUGAAUUGAUUACGUAGUGAUUAAUACAUUAUUUUCACAGGAAAUUUUGUGUUGUAUAAUUAGAAUAUGUAUGAUUUAACUUUCAAACUUAAAAAAGUUCAGUGUCAUUUGAAAUGAUCAGAAUAGUGUCAAUUUCUAGAAUAUCAAUAUAAGUGCCAUCUUUAUCAAGAAGGGCAUAUUUUUGCAUUGUAGAUUUGAGGAAGGAAUGUUUAUUAGUCCCUAUGUUUGAGUUCCAUUACCAGGUAUUGGUGGCUCCUGUAUGAACGGUCAAUGGCAUAAUUAUAAACAUUUUUUUUCAGCUUAAAUUUCGUGCGUGAGGAAAGAAAAAUAAAUGAAGUGUACAGCAAUAGUCUUUCUUACCAUCAAUAUAUUUCUCAAUAUGAAUUCGAAGGAGUACAGUCAUCCUAUAAAAUUGGUGAUACAGAAAUGACUUGGAUCCCGUCAUUGCAAAGAGCAAAGACUUAUGAUAUACGUGAUUACAUGUUUGUGUAUGCAAGCCUUAACAUAUAUAUAUUUCUGAAAGAUUAAAGCUCAAGAGCAUUUUUUUUGUAAUAUUUGGGUAGCGUUGCUGUAUGUAGACUACAUUAAUUAUGGUUUUUGCGGCAGCUAAAUGAAAAAAAAAUUGAGUCUAGACCAGUGCUUCCCUUGUUUAAUAUAAUUUGUAUUUAGUGGUUUUAUAUCAAUUUAUUCCUAAUGCUUAGCAUGAUUUGCAAUUUAUUAUUAGAGUAGAAAAAUUGCAUACGGUUAUGAAACAAUUUGUUUUGCUUUCAAGGUAUUUUGGGAUGGUAAAGAAGAGUUGAGAGUUAUUAAAAAUUGUAGAUAUCUGUCAGAGAAUUAGAAUGGUAACAGUAUAUUUUCAGAUUAUUAGGCCACGCCUGUCUAUUGAAAAGAAUGACCAAUGGAAAGGUCAUUUUCAAGCUUUCAUGUUUUUGUCUGUUUUCUUUCCUGGUAGAAUGGAGAAAGAAAUAAAAAUAUUACUUUGAUUUUUCUCUGCCCCGACAUGCUUGUAAAAAAGGGUGCCCUUAUUCACAGGUAAUCUAUAUACAUACAUUAUAAAUCCAUGUUAUCUUUAAACAAAUAUUUCUUGCUUAUUGAAAAAAAGAAGAUAUGUGAUGUUUUAUUUCUAUGUUAUUGGUUUAAUUAUAGAGUACUAACAAAUUUGUGGAUGAAAAAGUAAGGAUGUCAUUUAUAUUUGCGCAAUAAGUUAAGUAAUUAUGAUAGAAAAAAAGACAAAUUCCCAUGCUGAUUUAUAGAGAUAUUAAGAAAUGAAUGGUUUCCUCUCUUUUUUCUUAAUUGAAAUGAGAAGUGAAGUAUGGGAUUUAAAUCUGAUGCAUGUUGGGUAGAGAUAGAUUCAAGAGAUUCAUAAAUAUAGGUUUUUUUUUUAAAGCCUCGAGUUUGAUUCAUUCCAGAUGAUAAGAAAGCAGAAAAGAUGUUGGUUGAUGAGAGUAGUCUUAGUUACUUCACCGCCAUUCCGUAGGGGUGAAAACAAAGGGCUUGAAUAAAUGUUUCUUUUGCAGUUUAGCCUUCGUAUUGAAAUGCAGGGGCUUUUGAAAUGUCAGCGUUGUCUAUUAAAGAGGAGAAGCAGAUACCGCAUAUGGUGCGAGUUGACGUUGUAAUGGGUGUUUGGCAUAUGAUGUGGUAUGACGUCUAUAUUGUUUAUAUUAAUGAAAUUUAAUGUUUAUUGAUGACAGAGGGGAAUUAAUUUUCAAAUAAUGAGAUAUUUUGAUGAAAUGAUACUAGUAUUAAAGUGCUGGCAAAGAGUUUGAAUUGGGUUGAUAAGGUGUUCUCAUGCAAUUGCAGUAGAAUGAGUAAUGAAGGGGAUGACUGGUUAACAUCUUCAUUUUUUGAUACAUUUUGGUAAUUGUCUCUGAUUUUAAUUAAUCAUGAUAUCAUCUGCUUGUUUAUGUAUCUCAAAUGAUUUUCUUUUCUAAUAUUUAGAAUCAUUCUGGUGUUGAUGGGAUGUGAUAUGACGCAUAUUGUUUGAAGUGAUUUUUUUUUUACAUGCCACCUUGACAUACGCAGGCUUUGUAAAUCAACCUAUAUGAGGGAAGAAACGUCCCGGCUCUCAUUGUAGAAGCUCCGGUGUAACACUGGCAUUUUUUUUCCUAAUUUAUAGUUAUGCAUAUACAGUUGGUUAACCCAUUAUUCUAGUAUGCUACAGUGAUUUUUUUUCUGUUUUAGUCAUGUAUUUGUACAUUAUAUGCUUUUGAGGUAAAAAUGCUAUAAUACAGACCAAUAGAAAAUAUAAUGUAGACAAUUUUGAUAUUGUACUUGUAUAAUUAUGAUAGGGUGAGAAAGCAACAAUAACCUUUUGAAAUUAACAUUUCUUUUUUACCCAGAAAUUUAAAAAGGAUGAAAAGGAUAUGAAACCUACAUUAUUGAAGGAGCAUUUAUUUUCUGAGAACUAUUCAAUUUAUACCAAACCCCCAAAAUAUCACCAAUCUUACAUGCCCAAUUUUGUUUGGAAUUAUGGAACUUCUCAUGUAGUUAAUGACAAUAUUGUUCAUCCCUGGGAAUCGGGGUUGUAAUAAAUCUAAGAGAUGUAUAAUCAAA
Molecule: messenger RNA, 8622 nt
Organism: Lytechinus variegatus (green sea urchin)
Lineage: Eukaryota; Metazoa; Echinodermata; Echinoidea; Temnopleuroida; Toxopneustidae
Product: myosin-10-like
Exons: 39
Coding region: 90-5357 (1755 amino acids)
Cellular component (GO): myosin complex
Molecular function (GO): cytoskeletal motor activity; protein binding; ATP binding
Source: RefSeq, a predicted model, not a curated record